CUGUCCUCCUCUUCUUCUCCAUCAUCAACGCGCGAGGGGGCGUGGCCUGCUGCUGACCGUAACAAAGCAACUAAAGAUGAUUCGUGGGAUAUGGCUUGUAAAGAGAUGUUGAGUGGUUCCGGAGAGAAUUCGAAAAAUUGUUCUGUCGAAUUCAAAGAUGCAAGUAAGUCGGAAUAUUCUAGAUUCAAGAAAUAACUGUUUAUUUUAGAAUCAACAAUGGACGAAUAUGAGAAGAUGUUUUUUUCGAAUGAAAAUCGAGCAGAUCGGUUAUUCCCAGAAAUUGAUCCGCGAUUUCAUCAAAAGAAAUUUGAAAAAGAAAAUUCGUGGGAACCAUCUGUGGUUGAAAUGGAACGACAACCAUCACCAGAGCGAACUCAAUCAAAUAUGGAUGAAUCGAUGCGGACGAGCACUCCAAAAAAACGUAAGUUUAUAUUUGAUAAAUUGAAGGGGGAACGAAUUAAGUAGUCGCAUUUUGAAGUAUUGAUUUUGCUUCAAUCGAUUAAGUUUAUUAUUUUAUUGAAUGUAUAUUUUUUCCAAAAAACAAGUUCAUUUCAAAUCUAGCCUGUGAUUUUCAGCUCAGUCUAACUGAACUGACUGAUUUUAAUAAAUGUCAUUAUUUCAGGGACAUCGUCCACGUGA
Molecule: messenger RNA, 639 nt
Organism: Caenorhabditis angaria
Lineage: Eukaryota; Metazoa; Nematoda; Chromadorea; Rhabditida; Rhabditidae
Source: the annotation of a GenBank genome assembly